AUGAAGCUUGACGCAACAGAUCUGCGAUACAUCACCUCGGAUGAAUUUCGGGUACUGACUUCAGUGGAAAUUGGAUCGAAGAACCACGAAGUUGUCCCAACUCCCCUCAUCGUACAAAUCUCCGGCCUUCGAAAUGGGGGCGUUAACAAGCUGAUCGGGAGUUUGGCGAAACGCAAUUUAGUCGCUAAAGUGCAGAACUCGAAGUAUGAUGGAUAUAGAUUAACGUAUGGCGGAUACGAUUAUCUGGCUAUGCGUGCAUUAUCCAAGCGAGACUCGAUGUACUCUGUUGGAAACCAGAUUGGAGUCGGGAAGGAGGCUGAUGUAUACAUAGUUGCAGACGCGGAGGGCAAUGAAUUGGUCCUUAAACUACACAGGCUAGGCCGUAUUUCAUUUCGUGCCAUCAAGGAAAAAAGAGAUUAUAUGGGAAAGCGCAAGUCGGCGUCGUGGAUGUAUAUGUCGCGACUAGCAGCGCAGAAAGAAUGGGCUUUUAUGAAAAUCCUCCACGAACAUGAUUUCCCGGUCCCCCGGCCUGUUGAUCAAGCUAGGCAUUGCAUCCUUAUGGAAGCAAUCGAUGCAUAUCCGCUACGACAGAUCGCUGACGUUCCGUCGCCGGGCAAGUUAUACUCGACGUUAAUGGAUAUCAUUGUACGAUUUGCGCGGGCGGGGCUUAUUCAUGGCGAUUAUAACGAAUUCAAUAUCCUGAUUCGACGAGAGAGUGGCGAACCGAUAGUCAUUGAUUUUCCACAGAUGGUCAGUACGUCACACGAAAAUGCCGAAUGGUACUUCAAUCGCGAUGUGGAAUGUAUACGCACCUUUUUCCGCCGACGUUUCAAGUACGAAAGUGCGUUGUACCCCAGGUUCAAGACUGUCAAAGCCGAAUCAAAUGGUGAAAAUGAUGGUUUCCGAUUGGAUGUAAUGGUUGCAGCUAGCGGUUUUGCGAAGAAGGACCAAAACACUUUAGAGGAGUAUAUGGAAGCUGUUCGAGCAAACGAACCCCAGGAUGACGCAGAUCAAAACAGCUCCGAUGAAGAGGAAGAGGAGGAAGAGGAGGAAGAAAAUGACGAGGGCGAAGCUGACGACGUUCUGGAAAGCCAUGAAGACAACGUCCAGGUUGAAACCGGUGAUGGGCACAGUGAAUCGGAGAUGCAAGAACCUGAAGGCAUGCAAACCCCUCUAAGCACCAAAGUGCCAUCGUGUUCACAACCUGGGCCAAGCACUGACACGUUCGAUUCCCCGGACCCAAUUUCUCGGCCCAACAGCCGCAUGUCUCGGUUGUCAAGAUCACCGCCACGCUCCCGCUCGCCUUCGCCUGAUAGCUUGGCAAAGAUGGCCGCUUCUCUGAGCCUACAGGACGCUGCUUUUCGGGAGAGGGUCGCAUCUGACCUCGCCAAGCGUUCGCGCCAGCAAAAAAAGUAUCACACAAAACGUGCUGCACAGAGAGCCGGACGGCCGCAAGGAAGCAAAGCCAAGCAGGACACGCGGGUCAAACUUGACAAAAGCGGAAUAUGGGAGUAA
Molecule: messenger RNA, 1515 nt
Organism: Suillus discolor
Lineage: Eukaryota; Fungi; Basidiomycota; Agaricomycetes; Boletales; Suillaceae
Product: RIO1 family-domain-containing protein
Exons: 9
Coding region: 1-1515 (504 amino acids)
Biological process (GO): maturation of SSU-rRNA; protein phosphorylation
Cellular component (GO): preribosome, small subunit precursor; nucleus; cytosol
Molecular function (GO): protein serine/threonine kinase activity; ATP binding
Source: RefSeq, a predicted model, not a curated record